This is a messenger RNA of Caenorhabditis angaria, 981 nucleotides long. Lineage: Eukaryota; Metazoa; Nematoda; Chromadorea; Rhabditida; Rhabditidae. The record is from the annotation of a GenBank genome assembly.
AUGUCUGAAGAGAAUUUUGAAUUUAAUUUUCAACUUGCUCAUGGAUCUUCUAAUGUUAUUAUCAAGAAAUGGAAGAAUACGAUGGAAUUAUAUCAAUCAAUUGCUCGAGAAUUCGAAAUAAAUCCAGAAGAUAUCAUGUUUAUGACGGUUAAUGAAUCCAAGGUAAACACAAAAACGUUUUUUUCUCAAAAAUUAUUAUAUAAUUUUCAGAUUAGUAUGAGAAACUUAUUCAAUGGAUCCUUGGAUUUCGGAGAUAUUAUAUAUGUUCACAUCCGAGGACAAUCGAUUGAGAUUGAACUUUUCAAAGAUUCGGAUAUGUUUGGAGUAACCAUAGCUGAUAAUGGAAUCGGAAAUGCAUUCAUCAAAAUAAUACAACACGGAUCAAUUUUUGAUCGAGCUGCUUCUUUAAAAAUUGGACAAAUGUUCGAAAAAAUCAAUGGUGAAAAUGUAUUAGGAUAUCGACAUUAUCGAGUUGCAAAAGUUCUAAGAUCUAUUAGAAAAGGACAACAUUGUUCAAUUCGACUAAUUUCGCCGAGAAAAUCAGAUCUUAUUUGUGUUCCCAAAUUUCUUAAUUAAGCAAGAAAAGGUUCGAUUCGUUUCAAAAUGGAUGGCGGACAUACCAUCGAAGAUUUGAAUGAUAAACUUUUUCGAAUCGAAAUUUGUGAAAAAUUGAACAGAUUUCUUGAUUCAUAUUUGGGUGUUCAAGAUGAUGAAUUAUCGAUGAGAAUAUGGGAACUUUCAGAAAAUUGUGUGACGUUACGAGAUUUUGAAGGAGUUAUCGAAAAGGUGCAGUCGUAACAUCAAUUGAUUUUAUUUGAAAUUUUUCAGUCUGAAAUUGCCGAUUUCGAAUUAUCCUCAGAAUUAGUUGUUGAGUUGUGGGAAAUAAUUGAGGAAUUGAGAAAAAUGAAGAAUAUCUCAAGGCAGCCUAAACCAAGACCGAGAAAAGCUCCGCGUAAAUCUGUUUUGUCGGUUUUUGAAUGA